This is a messenger RNA of Henningerozyma blattae CBS 6284, 669 nucleotides long. Its product is annotated as SRP1/TIP1 family protein. The record is from RefSeq and is a predicted model, not a curated record. Lineage: Eukaryota; Fungi; Ascomycota; Saccharomycetes; Saccharomycetales; Saccharomycetaceae. Gene Ontology annotation, biological process: fungal-type cell wall organization. The transcript has a single exon. Gene Ontology annotation, molecular function: structural constituent of cell wall. Gene Ontology annotation, cellular component: fungal-type cell wall; fungal-type vacuole. Bases 1 to 669 code for a protein of 222 amino acids.
AUGUCUUUCACUAAAUACGCUAUCAUUUUGGCUGCUGUUGCCUCUUAUGUCGCUGCUCAAGAUAAAGCUGAAGUUAUUGAAUUCAACGCCAUCUUAACUGAUGUUGUCAACAAUUUAAACGAUUAUAUGUCUAUUGCUGAAAACCAAGAAGGUUUCGUUUUACCAGACGGUGUCUUAGAUGUCUACACUCAAAUGACCACUUACACUGAUGACAGUUACACAACCUUAUUCUCUAUCUUAGAUUUCAGUGAAAUUGACUCUGUUAUGGCUGGUUUACCAUGGUAUUCUACCAGAUUAGCUCCAGCUAUUGCUAGUGCUUAUUCUAGUGCCGGUAUCACUAACUCCAUCUACAACUAUGGUGCUGGUGCCGCUGCCGUUUCUGGUACCACUAACACUCAAUCUUCUACCUCUGCUUCUGCUUCUACUACUUCAAGAGCUAUUGCUUCUAAUGGUACUAACUCUACCAAUCCAAGUAAUGUUUCUGUUGAUCCAUCCGCCAUUGCAUCUUUAAAGAGUGCUGCUUCUUCUGCUGAAUCUUCCGCUACCUCUGCUACCUCUUCCUCAAGCUCAAUUGCUUCUAACUCUUCUACUUCUAGCAAAAAUGGUGCCAUGAAAUUCGAAUUAGGUGUUGGUGCUGCUUUAGCUGGUGCCGCUGCUUUAUUAUUAUGA